Messenger RNA from Gloeophyllum trabeum ATCC 11539, 1260 nucleotides. Its product is annotated as ornithine decarboxylase. Gene Ontology annotation, molecular function: ornithine decarboxylase activity. Gene Ontology annotation, cellular component: cytoplasm. The coding region runs from base 1 to 1260 and encodes 419 amino acids. NCBI's taxonomy places the organism in Eukaryota, Fungi, Basidiomycota, Agaricomycetes, Gloeophyllales, Gloeophyllaceae. The transcript is spliced from 3 exons. The record is from RefSeq and is a predicted model, not a curated record.
AUGCGCAACGGCAUCAUAAGGGCUUACCGCCUGGCCGCAGCCAAUGAGCCCGACGCCGAGAAGGCCUUCUUCGUCGCCGACCUGAGUGUCGUAUACAGGCAGCACGAGAGGUGGAAGCGUUGCUUGCCCCAAGUGGAGCCCUUCUAUGCUGUCAAGUGCAACCCGGAUCCAUACGUCCUGCGCCUAUUGGCCGCCCUCGGGACGGGCUUCGACUGCGCCUCGAACGGCGAGAUAUCACAGGUGCUCAAGCUGGGCGUCGACCCGAGCCGGAUCAUCUUCGCGAACCCCUGCAAAGCCGCGUCCUUCAUCCGCAACGCGGCCAAGGCCGGCGUGGACAUGAUGACGUUCGACAACACGGACGAGCUGCACAAGGUCGCGCGCACGCACCCGCGCGCGAAGCUCGUCGUGCGCAUCCUCACGGACGACUCGAGGAGCCUCUGCCGGCUCGGGCUCAAGUUCGGCGCGCCGCUCGUGAGCGUGCCCGGGCUGCUCGCGAAGGCGCGCGAGCUCGGGCUGGACGUCGUGGGCGUCAGCUUCCACGUCGGGAGCGGGUGCUACGACUCGUCGGCGUUCGCGGACGCGGUCAUGCGCGCGCGCGCGGCGUUCGACAUGGGCCGGGAGGCCGGGUACGAGUUCUCGCUGCUCGACGUCGGCGGCGGGUUCGAAGACGCGAACUUUGAGGAGAACGCGGGGGUGCUGGCGGGAGCGAUUGAUCGGUAUUUCCCCGAUCGACAGGGCAUCAGGAUUAUCGCCGAGCCGGGGCGAUUCUACGUCUCCAGGGCGUUCAGCCUGGCAGCCAAUAUAAUCGCGCGGCGCGCGGGGGAGAGCCCCCCGGCGGCUCCGGACGCAGAGAUAGAUGCCGAUCAGCCGACGGUGAUGUACUACAUCAACGACGGUGUAUACGGGGCAUUCAAUUGCAUCCUGUUCGAUCAUCAGAAGGUGCACCCUUACGUGCUGUCGUUGGGCGGGUCGUUCCACGUCCCGGGCGCGGAGGCGUUACGUACGGCGGCGUGCAGUGUGUGGGGCCCGACGUGCGACUCGAUAGACUGCGUGUGCCCCGUUACGCGCCUGCCUGCGGCGCUGCAGGUGGGCGACUGGCUCGGGUUCGACAACAUGGGUGCGUACACGAUCUGCGCGGCCAGCCAGUUCAACGGCUUCGAGGUCAGCAACGUGAUCUACACGAGCGGCGGGGGGCCCGGAGACGCGGAGGUCCGCGCGGUGCUGGGGGCGUUUGCGAGGGAGGGUCGCGGCAUUGAAUAG